Molecule: messenger RNA, 5186 nt
Organism: Miniopterus natalensis
Lineage: Eukaryota; Metazoa; Chordata; Mammalia; Chiroptera; Miniopteridae
Source: RefSeq, a predicted model, not a curated record
CGGGAUCGCGAGUCGCUCCGCGCAGAGACUGGAGGGAACCUCGACCAAAAGGGGAAGACGUCGCCUGCUCGUCCCCUAGAAGUCGCGACAAAACGCUCGGAGGCCGCAGCAGCCGGACGGGCGUCCUCGCCCCGCACUGGUCCGCGAGGGAGGGAACGCAGCCCGGGACACGCGCUCAUCCCGCACGGGACCUGGAUGGACCUGGAUUUCGGGACUUCGGCCGCCGCCCGGUCUCAGGGCCCGACUCAAUAUUCACCCACGUUCCGGGACCAAGAGGCUUGGAAGAGGCUUGGUGGUGACUGCUGCUCAGAUUUCCUGGGGGGGGGAAUCACCUUCUGAAACUACCACCCCCAGUAUUUAUAGUUUGGAGUUUCAAAACGACAAAGAACUACGGAGGACCCUGGUGUCGCCCUAAUUGCCUUGGCCAUCCGGAAGGCUGCACCCCAGCGCGGCGAGUGCUCACCUGCGCGAAGAAGAGCGGCGCUGCCUCCCGUUUUUAUGUCCUGCAAAGUCCCAGAAGGGCCGUUCAACAGUUUGCACGUUUCCUAAGGACACGUUUUUUAUGAUGGCAUAUUUCUUACUUCCAUAAACAACAAUAAAUAAUGAACUUUCACUUGAGCUGUCGCUUCUUAGCACACCGAGAGGAACGAGAGUUGUAAACUUAUGCCUGCCUCUUGAAGUCGACAACAUUUAACUUUAUAAACUCCCAAACUGUAGAAGUCGGGAGAAUGGGUUUUAACGUCUGUUUUACGUUUGCCAACACUUAAUGUCAGUUUUCAUUAAUCCUCACGAUCUGCUGCCUAACCCUGAACUCAUCAUGGAUAACAUUCAAGACCCGGAAGGAGGCUCGGAGGGAUCUGACCGUGUAUAUCUACCUGGUCCUGUAGACGAGAAGGAGCCUGGACACAGUGACACUUUCUCAAAGGCCCUGCAGGACCGCCAUGGCUUAUGAUGACGCCGUGAAGAAAGAAGAUUGCUUUGAUGGUGAUCACAGCUUUGAGGACAUAGGACUAGCGGCCGGCCGAAGCCAACGAGAAAAGAAACGUUCUUACAAAGACUUUCUGAGGGAAGAGGAAGAAAUUGCCGCUCAGGUCAGGAAUUCUUCCAAGAAGAAGCUAAAGGACAGCGAACUUUACUUCUUGGGGACGGACACGCACAAGAAGAAGAGGAAGCACUCCGAUGAUUACUACUAUGGAGGACAGUGGUUCUUGUUCUGAGUGCCGAUAAACCAGUGUGAAGGAGGAAAGAGGUGGAGGGCUGGUAUUUUGGAGGAAUCAGCAUAGAAGAACAGUCUUCAUUUGUGAUACACCAGAUAUUUCGUCUUUGGAAUCGUCACAGAAGAAAAAGAAAAGGUCCAGCCCGCAAGCUGCUGAUACAGCUAUGGACCUACUGAAAGCUAUCACUUCUCCAUUGGCAGCAAGCUCCAAGCCCCCCAAAAAGAUGGGGGAAAAGUCCUCUGGUUCUUCAGGCCAUUCAGAGAGUAAAAAGGACCACCACAGGAAAAAAGUGAGUGGAAGCAGUGGCGAACUGUCCCUGGAGGAUGGCGGUUCCCACAAAUCCAAAAAAAUGAAACCGCUCUACGUGAACACUGAGACGCUGACCCUUCGGGAGCCUGAUGGCUUAAAGAUGAAACUUAUUCUCUCACCAAAGGAGAAGGGAAGCAGCUCGGUUGAUGAGGAGUCUUUUCAGUACCCCUCUCAGCAAGCGGCUGCAAAAAAGUCCUCUAAGAAGUCGGCUCGGGAUGAGCAAGGUGCUUUACUCCUAGGACACGAACUACAGAGCUUUCUGAAAACAGCCCGGAAGAAGCACAGGUCGUCCUCAGACCCACAUUCGUCCCCUGGCCCUGAAGGCUGUGGGCCAGAUGCCCCCCAGCUCCCAGAGGCCCACAGUGCUAACCUGGAUCUGUCGGGGCUCGAACCCAUCCUGGUGGAAUCAGACUCGUCCUCCGCAGGGGAGCUGGAGGCUGGCGAGUUGGUGAUAGAUGACUCUUACCGGGAGGUCAAGAAGAAGAAGAAGUCCAAGAAGAGCAAGAAGAAGAAGGACAAGGAGAGGCACAGGGAGAGGCGCCACUCCAAGUCCCGUAGGAGCUCAGGACCCGCCCCGGCGGGGGACGCCCCGGCGACACCCGGCCCUCCGCCCAGCAGCCCCUACCCUGGAGCAGUGGCUCUGCCGCCCAGCCUCCACACAGACGGCCAUAGUGAGAAAAAAAAGAAAAGAGAGGAGAAGGAGAAAGAGAGAGAAAGAGGAGAAAAGCCAAAAAAGAAGAACAUGUCGGCCUACCAGGUGUUCUGUAAGGAGUACCGCGUGAGCAUCGUGGCUGACCACCCGGGCAUAGAUUUUGGGGAACUCAGUAGAAGACUGGCUGAGGUGUGGAAGCAGUUGCCAGAAAAGGACAAGCUGAUUUGGAAGCAAAAAGCUCAGUAUCUGCAACACAAACAGAACAAAGCAGAAGCUACAACUGUGAAAAGAAAAGCAUCCAGCUCAGAAGGCUCCGUGAAAGUAAAAGCUUCCUCUACAGGAGUACUGUCACCCCAAAAGAAGUCUCCGCCCACCACCAUGCUGUUACCAGCCUCACCGGCCAAAGCCCCUGAGACAGAGCCCAUUGAUGUUGCCGCUCAUCUACAGCUGUUGGGAGAGUCCCUGAGCCUCAUCGGGCACCGCCUGCAGGAAACAGAGGGCAUGGUGGCUGUGUCCGGCAGCUUGUCAGUGCUCCUGGAUUCCAUCAUCUGCGCGCUCGGCCCCUUGGCAUGUCUGACCACACAGCUGCCGGAACUGAAUGGCUGUCCCAAGCAGGUCUUGUCAAACACACUAGACAACAUUGCUUACAUCAUGCCUGGACUGUGACAGCAGAGAUCCUGGGACGCAACCUUGUCCUACCCCAUUGCUGGUUUGUGUAUAUAUGACCGUUCCAGACUCCUUCACUGGCCACUGGGUGUAGGUUUUAAAUUUUUAUAUACAUAUACAUAAAUAUAUAUAUAUAUAUAUAUAUAAUGUACAAUAUAUACAUAGGACUGUAACUUCGCUUUUAAUAAUUUUAUGAAAUGGCAAAGGUUUAGCCAAGAGGAAACCUUGGCAUGAAUAUGGGCUUGGGAUUCUUUUUCUCCUGUGGUGGAUAAAUCUGCCUUAAAAAUCAAUGUAACUUGGGGGCUGGGGGCUUGUUCUGGGUGCCAAGUGCAUCUCUUUAUGGACAGCUAAAAUGUGAUUUUUUUCCCAAGCUCAGUUGUACCUCCAGACCCAUCACUGACCAUUUGCCUUACCUGUCUUACAGUCCGAAAUGUAACAGGAAAGAUUAUAGGAAGAUGCCAGUUGACUGAAAGCGCAAAAGCCUUUCAACGUAAAGUGUCUUAGGUGGGAGGUGAUAAAAUCAUUCCCAUCUGAGAGUUAUUGCAAUGGCUUAGGUGAACCUAAUAGGGGGUUCAUUCCAGUUCCUGCUAUAUACAGGUGUCCAUGUCUCAAAAUUUAUUGUAAUCAUUGGCAGCCUCAGUAGGGGCCAAGGAGUUCUGUGAGCCCUGGCAGCAUAAAACACCUUGAAGAGGGUAAAGCUGUCAAUGCCACCGGUUGAACUGCAUACAUUGUGAGCUGACCCAGAAUCUUUGGCCUGCAGAACGAAGAGCUGGUAUCUUCCAAUGGCAGCAUUCGCUUAGCCACCAAGUCCUCACAGGUUCUGCUUAGUUGCUUGGUGGCUGUGGAAGAUGAACUUUGCCCAGCGGGAUUCUUGGGUUCAUCUUAUUGGCUCCCCUGGUGGGCAAAUACUGUGUUCUGCAUUCCACACAUAAGUGAAUUGCAAAAAAAGUAGUUAAUUCUCUUAUUUAUGUGCGCGUGUGAACGUGUUUUAAUUAUGUGUAUUUAACUCUUUAAAGUCUCUUAGAUUUUAAUUUAUCCUGUAAAUUUCUGUAUAUAUAAUUUAAUAACAAAAGCCUCCACCAGCAAGAGCAUGUGGAAGAUACAGAUGUUAUUUCUUCCUCCCUUCCUUCCUCUGAUCUCCUCUGAAAACUCCAAAUCACCUGCAUUUGAGGUAUUGUGCCUCAAAAAGGAAUCAUUAUGUCAGGAUUCUAGUUCUUUAUAAUUCAAUAAUGUCAAGAAAGUUAAAUAAAAAGGACUGUUUCCAUUCCCAGCUGCCCUUAUUUCCAAAGAACCAUACUUUUGCUUCCUAGUUCCAAAGAAGACAGUUGAGCACUUCAGGGUUGUUCUUAAAUGUGUGAGAUUCCCUGCCAAACACCAGCUCUGAGGUAACUGCUUUCUGACCCGGGCUAGACGGAGCUCUGCGGCAUCAAAGUAGAGGUCUGAGGAUGGUGCAGGCGGCCUGCAUCCUGUUUAACGCCUUCCCUUCUCCCCGCCAGUGUGGCCGCUGGCUGUGUUUCUUAAGGUAUCCUGGCUGCUGAAUGCCUUUCUCAGCUCAGAGCAGUUUUGAGAUUUAAUUGGGGAAACAGAAGGAAACAGGAAUGUUUGGGAACCAAAAUCAAGAACAGAAAUCCUGUUUUGAUUUCAUGUGUUAGAACCGGUACCGUGCCUCAUAUGUACCCAGGGAAGUUUCCUGUUGACAGGGUAUAAAGGAGGGGCCUUGAAGACGUGGCUUAGUACCGAAAGAAGGCAGUCCUACCAUUGUCAUUUGUAUACGUUAAUGAAAUCCUGAUGAGGACCUGCUUUUUGUUUGUUUUCCUUUAAAAUCCAAUCCUAUUGUAUUUGUAUUUAAAAUUUGUACACAUUUGUAUAAUAACCUGUACCUUGUGGAAUUUGGUACUAUUAGAGGAAAAACUUUGGAUUCAGACCUUCUUGCAGUUUUUAUAUCAUUGUUUUAUUUUGUUUUUAAAAUAAAUCCUAUAGCGGUUUGAUCCAAAUUCCAUUGCCGUUGUAUAAAGAAAUAAAAUUUUGUACUUAUAUUAUUAAAAAUCACAUUUUUAAUAUUUAUAGUCCAGUCUCAGCUAUCAUUUCCCUGCUGCCAACAACAGUUGCUCUGAAACUAUAAAACCUGUUUUUCACACUAUAUCCUACCAUAAUUUUAUUUUUUUUAAAAAUCCAUCUGUAGUAGAGGUCAAACUUCUGAUCUUAGCCAAUUUCCUAUCGUACAUCUUGCUCUGUUUCUGUUAAAUUCUACAGUGUAGUCUCUCAGGUUCUCUUGCAAAUUACAAACCGAGUGAUUCUGAUAAGUGUAACUCUGUUCAUUGACAAAUAAAAUUGUAUGUACA